Messenger RNA from Hyaena hyaena (striped hyena), 3941 nucleotides. RefSeq names its product staufen double-stranded RNA binding protein 1 (gene STAU1). The transcript has 17 exons. Bases 390 to 2441 code for a protein of 683 amino acids. Lineage: Eukaryota; Metazoa; Chordata; Mammalia; Carnivora; Hyaenidae. The record is from RefSeq and is a predicted model, not a curated record.
GCCGGAGCGGCUCUUCAGCGUUUGCGCCGGCGGCCGCCGCGUCUGGCUCGGCUCCCCCUUUCCUCUGACCCCCGGCCCAGCGGCGCCCGCCUCCUCCGCGGCCACUCCGCCUCUCCCCACCCGCCGUUCCCUUCCUCCUCUCCCUUCUUCCUUCCUCCUUCCCCUCCACACCGGCCCCGUCGCCGCCGCCGCCCAGGACCGCCGGCCGGGGGACGAGCUCCGGGCAGUAGCCAGGAGUUUCCUAACCACAUAACCUCUUAGAACUGAACCAAAACAGCGUUAUUCCUGGAGCACCUCUUUUUAAGGUAGAACUUUAGACUUCAUAGCACUGAAUUAACCUGCACUGAAAGCUGUUUACCUGCAGUUGUUCACUUUUGUUGAAAGUGACCAUGUCUCAAGUUCAAGUGCAAGUUCAGAACCCAUCUGCUGCUCUAUCAGGGAGCCAAAUACUGAACAAGAACCAGUCUCUUCUCUCACAGCCUUUGAUGAGUAUUCCUUCUACUGCUAGCUCUCUGCCCUCUGAAAAUGCAGGUAGACCUAUUCAAAACUCUGCUUUACCCUCUGCAUCUAUUACACCCGCCAGUGCAGCUGCAGUUCCUUCUAGUAUGGCACACCCCAAAGAGAAAACCCCAAUGUGUCUUGUGAAUGAGUUAGCCCGUUUCAACAAGAUUCAGCCUGAGUAUAAGCUUUUGCGUGAGCAAGGUCCAGCUCACUGUAAGGUGUUUACAGUACAGCUAACCCUUGGAGAUCAGCACUGGGAAGCUGAAGGAACUAGUAUUAAAAAAGCCCAGCACACAGCUGCUGCCAGAGCUUUGGAAGAAACAAAAUUUCCUAAACCCAUAGUCCGCCCUUUUCGUAGCGAAGGAAGGAAUCCAGAAAGCAUAACCCCUACUGUAGAGCUAAAUGCACUGUGCAUGAAACUUGGAAAAAAACCAAUGUAUAAGCCUGUCGACCCUUACUCUCGGAUGCAGUCCACCUAUAACUACAACAUGAGAGGAGGUGCUUAUCCCCCAAGGUACUUUUACCCAUUUCCAGUACCACCUUUACUUUAUCAAGUUGAGCUUUCAGUGGGAGGACAGCAGUUCAAUGGGAAAGGAAAGACGAGGCAGGCUGCAAAACACGACGCUGCUGCGAAAGCCUUGCGGACCCUGCAAAGCGAGCCCCCGCCCGAGAGGCUGGAGGCGAGGCGGGCAGGUGAGCAGGUGAAUGGAAGAGAAUCAGAAGAAGAAAAUCUCAAUAAAUCUGAAAUAAGUCAAGUGUUUGAGAUUGCACUUAAACGGAACUUGCCUGUGAAUUUUGAGCCCAGCUUAGCUCAGGUUGCCCGGGAGAGCGGCCCCCCCCACAUGAAGAGCUUCGUGACCAAAGUGUCGGUUGGGGAGUUUGUGGGGGAAGGUGAAGGGAAGAGCAAGAAGAUUUCAAAGAAAAAUGCUGCCAUAGCUGUUCUUGAGGAGCUGAAGAAGUUGCCACCUCUGCCCACAGUGGAGCGAGUGAAGCCCAGAAUCAAAAAGAAAACAAAAUCCAUAGUCAGGCUACAGAGCAGCACAGAGUAUGGCCAGGGGGUGAACCCGAUUAGCAGGCUGGCCCAGAUCCAGCAGGCGAAAAAGGAGAAGGAGCCGGAGUACAUGCUCCUGACGGAGCGAGGCCUCCCACGCCGCAGAGAGUUCGUGAUGCAGGUGAAGGUGGGAAACCAUACUGCGGAAGGAACCGGCACCAAUAAGAAGGUGGCCAAACGCAAUGCAGCCGAGAACAUGCUGGAGAUCCUCGGUUUCAAAGUCCCACAGGCUCAGCCCACCAAACCAGCCCUCAAAUCAGAGGAGAAGACACCAGUAAAAAAACCAGGGGAUGGAAGAAAAGUAACCUUUUUUGAACCUGGCUCUGGGGAUGAAAAUGGGACUAGCAAUAAAGACGAUGAGUUUAGGAUGCCCUACCUUAGCCAUCAGCAGCUGCCCGCUGGGAUUCUGCCCAUGGUGCCCGAGGUGGCCCAGGCCGUAGGAGUCAGUCAAGGACACCACACCAAAGAUUUCACCAGGGCAGCUCUGAAUCCUGCCAAGGCCACGGUAACUGCCAUGAUAGCCCGUGAAUUGUUAUAUGGGGGCACCUCGCCCACGGCCGAGACCAUUUUAAAGAGUAACAUCUCUUCAGGCCACGUACCCCAUGGACCUCUUACAAGACCCUCUGAGCAGUUGGAUUUUCUUUCCAGAGUCCAGGGAUUACAGGUUGAAUACAAAGACUUCCCCAAAAACAACAAGAACGAAUUUGUGUCUCUAAUCAAUUGCUCCUCUCAGCCACCUCUGAUCAGCCACGGGAUUGGAAAGGAUGUGGAGUCCUGCCAUGACAUGGCUGCACUGAAUAUUUUAAAGUUGCUGUCUGAGUUGGACCAACAAAGCACAGAGAUGCCAAGAACAGGAAAUGGACCAAUGUCUGUGUGUGGGAGGUGCUGAACCUUUUCUGGCCACGAACCGUUGUAAAACCCCAACAUAUAUACUGAAAAUACUGAAACUGCUUCAAGAAUUUGGAAUCUCUGAUACCUCCAGUGGGCUGAGAGACGUGCUGGGUAAAGCAGAGGCGGCAGUGGUGACGAAGACGGGGACGCAGGGAGGCGGAGUGGCUACACGUGCACGGUGUUUUGUCCCCACACGCAGGCAGCUGCUUGCUGCGGGGCACAGCGGGGCCUGUCAAGUGGCCCUGGCUUGACCGGGAAAGCAGCAGGCUCGGUGCUCGGCCGCCGCCGCCACUUGGGCCGUUAAGGACACAGGAGGAAGAGCGCGUGACCCUUUCUCAGACUGGCUCAUACCGACACUCGGGACGAAGCCUGGCCGCCCACGCCGGGGACAUAGGGGCCUUAGACCAGCCCCAGAGCUGAGAGCACCAGAGAAAAUCACAUGCUUCCUACUCAGCGCCAACUAACCGUUCUAGCGCGCUGCACCCCACCUCGCGGUGCCCACACCGUCACCACUGCUUUCUCUUCCAACAGAUGCGUAUUCUUAGUUUUCUUUUCUUUUGAUUGAAACGACACUAUAUACGUUCUCCUUUGAGAGUUUCUCAGUUGUAUCUAGUUCCAUACAUAGCACAGUUUAGAAACGUGUCCGAGACUGACCCUGUCGGAAACCUAAUCAGCAGAGAUCAUAUCCGUGUGUAUGUGGUUCUACGUUUCUACUUUGUCAGACUAAGCCAGGACCGUCCCAGUGACACGGACGGGGUGCCGUCUGGUUCCGCUGGAACGAUCCUGGGCUUCUCGGCGUCCUAGAUGAAGUCUCCCCUGGUUGUAUAAAUUGGACAGUUUAGGAGUUUUAAACUUUAAUGAUCAUUUGGUUCCUUAUUUUUGUUAAUGCAACAGGACUUAAACAAAUGAAUUUUGAUCUUUGUUUUAAAGAUUAUUAAAAAAAAUUGUAUGUCUAUACCUACGGCUCUUGAGGACACAUAGCUUUCACACUACAGGAUAUGGUCUCCGUGUAUUACAUCUAGACCCACAGAUGGGUUUUCCUGGAGUGCUUUGUACUGCUGUUACAUCUCCAUGUAGGGCAGAAAAGAAUGGCCUGUGUUGAGCUCCGAAACUGUUGCUUUUGAUGUUGUGUUACUGCGCACGGAAGCGUGUGUGGUAAGGUCCUGCAUAUGGUCCAGAUGAAAAGCACCGUAGUCUUGCGAGUUAAGUACUGCUUUCGAUUCCGAUGUUUACGCUGGAAUUUUUUCUCCCCAUGGAAUGUAAGUAAAACAUACAUAGUGUUUGUCACCAAUAAAUGGUAAUACUAAAUUUUUUUUGUUAAUUUAUUCUUAAAUGCCACUACUGUGAGGUUGGUCCCCUCCCAACCUGCCUCCUACCUUUUUUUUUUUUUUUUAAAAAAACAAAACUUUGUAAUUCUUGUGAUUCUAUUUGGACAAAAUUCUGAAGAUCUGAAAUAACUUUAUAUCAAACCAUUGAUCAAUAAACAGCUACUAAUGAA